This is a messenger RNA of Penicillium soppii, 246 nucleotides long. Its product is annotated as protein kinase domain protein. The coding region runs from base 1 to 246 and encodes 81 amino acids. NCBI's taxonomy places the organism in Eukaryota, Fungi, Ascomycota, Eurotiomycetes, Eurotiales, Aspergillaceae. The record is from RefSeq and is a predicted model, not a curated record. The transcript has a single exon.
AUGAUCUCAUUUGAAGAUCCAACUGUGCUUGCUGAUUUCUUGGAUUCUCAGCUUGAAAACCCGAUGGCUUUCAAAAUUGAUACCGCGGGACGACCAGUGUAUCAGUCCCGUAAUGACUUCGGGCCACUCAAAAGCCUACGAAGUAUACCACAGCUUGUCGACUUUGGCUUGGCAACCACACUCGAGGAAGACGACGACUGGGGCGUUUGGCCCAUCAGCCAGACCACUACCGGGCGCCAGAGGUAA